Messenger RNA from Lagenorhynchus albirostris (white-beaked dolphin), 1051 nucleotides. RefSeq lists its product as uncharacterized. The coding region runs from base 1 to 1032 and encodes 343 amino acids. Lineage: Eukaryota; Metazoa; Chordata; Mammalia; Artiodactyla; Delphinidae. The transcript is spliced from 6 exons. The record is from RefSeq and is a predicted model, not a curated record.
AUGCGAGGACGGCGGAUCGGGCCAGGUGAGCUGUGGGCGGUGCUGCAGUGCUCUCUCACCGCCUGCUCCCGCAGCCUCGGCCCCACGGCUCCUGUGCCGCCCUGGAAUAAUUCAGAUAAUGGAUUACUUGAAUAUCAUAAACAUUUAGGGUUUAACAGAUUUGCUACAUAUAGACGUUGUAUCAUGGAUUUAAAAGACCAUAGCCAGCGGGCAGCGGCGGGCGGAACGACCGAGGGGCGGCGCGGGCUGGGCGGCGGGUGCGGGGGUCCGUGCUUCCGCGUGGUGGAGGGCUGGGCCGUGGUGCGGGCUGCGUGGGGCGUCGGUUCCGCGGAAGCCUGGGUAGGGCGCUGCGUGCGGGACUCUCGUCGCUCGUGGACGGGGCGCGAGCGCGCGGGGGACGUAGGGCGCCGACCUGGGGCUCCCCGGCGCUCCGGCUCCGCUCAGGGCGCCCGCUCAGGGGCCUCCGGCGCGAGGCCCCCUUUCUGGUCAAGAUGGCGGCGUCCAGGCGGGCGGCGCCGAGGUGAGCUGGAGCUGGGCCCGGAGAGGGACGAGUCUGCCAAGCCCAGGACUUGGACCCCGGGCUGGUCUCCAGUCUCCCGGGGAGCGGCAGGGGUGUCCAGAGAAGGUAACUACUUUGCCCACGUCCUAAACUGGAGCACGGAGGAGCAAGUGGUUAGUUCUGACUUGGCAGAUCCAGGAGACUGCAGGACAGAACUGUUGCGGGGGAGUUUCCUGCCGGCGCGGCUGGAGUCUCUGUUUCUCAGGGUUCGGUGGCUGGAAGAUGCUCCAGAGAGACGAGGCUGCGGCGGAGGAGGUGGCGGCGGCCGAAUCGGCAACGGCGCUGGGGUGGAGAGAAGGCGGCAGCGGCGGCGGCGUGCGGGGCCCAACGGUGUAAACAGCCCCGGAGGCGGCGGAGGCGGUGGCCAAGACCCCGAGGGGGAAGCGGCGGCUGAGCCAGGGUCGCGCCUCCUUUGGAAGCCUGGGCUGAGUGCAGCAGAGGGGUUCUGCGGCGGGCGCGAGCGGACGCCCUAGACCUCGCCUCCCUCCCUCG